This is a messenger RNA of Aspergillus oryzae RIB40, 1116 nucleotides long. RefSeq lists its product as uncharacterized. The record is from RefSeq and is a predicted model, not a curated record. Bases 1 to 1116 code for a protein of 371 amino acids. NCBI's taxonomy places the organism in Eukaryota, Fungi, Ascomycota, Eurotiomycetes, Eurotiales, Aspergillaceae. Gene Ontology annotation, cellular component: membrane. The transcript is spliced from 4 exons.
AUGAACGGGAUGUUAAACAUCCUCAUAGAGGCUCCACCAGCAUGGCUCCCCCUUCCUCUCCGCCAACAAAGCCGGCUUCGUAUAUCGAUCAAGGGCUGGAAGGUGAUUGUGGGCCUUGCCGCAUCUUUCUGCUUGCCAGUGCUGUCGGCGUCACGGCUCACGUCUUCCCUGCCAAUAGCAGCCCGCGCCGUCGCAGCAUCACCUUCGCGGCCAUGGUGGUGGUCGGGCUGUUGGCUUUGGAUUGGGCCUCGCGCUGGGCGGCGUGUUUUCGGACACAAUUGGCUGGCAUUGGGGGUUUUUUGUUACCGCGAUCCUCAACAGCGCAGUGCUGGCCCUGGCACUGUGGGCAAUUUAAAAAGUGCAGAUGGUGGUCCGCUGGGGAAGGCAUCGCUCACGCGUGUCCACCGGGAUGUCGACUGGAUUGGCGCUCUACUCAUCAGCGCUUGCCUUGCGUUUCUCUACGAACUAGCCGUCGCUACCGGAUCAGACGCGGAUCAGACUGUUUGUAUUACUGUGUUCCUUGUCUGGGGAACCCUCAAUGCGAGUGAGCAGCUCACAGUCUUGUAUCUCCAAGACGUCCGGGGUACAUCGACUUUGACAGCGUCCUUAUAUUUUAUGCUGGCCCCGGUCUGUGGCCUGCUAAUGAAUGCAGCCAUCGGUCUUUCAUUCCCAUACUUGAAGUCCUCAAUCGCUGUGCCCGCAGGCUGCCUUCUGAGCGGCAUCGCACCACUCUUGCUAGCAACCCUCUGCGGCGUCGACGGGCCAGGGUAUUGGCGUGGCGUCUUCCAAGCCAUGGCUCUGAACUCACUGGGCGCAGACCUCGUUUAUACAAUCGCAAAACUAGUGAUAACAGACUCAUUUCCAGCCAAGACGCAGGCGCUAGCUGGUGGUGUUUUUAACAUGCUCGCUCAAGUCGGGAAGAGCGUGGGCAUCGCAACAUCGGCACUUAUUGCACGGCAAAUAACCUCGCAGAUGGAUCAUGCAGAGAGUGCUACUGCCAUGUUGAAGGGAUAUGAGGCUGGAUGGUGGUACAACUGUGGGUUGGGGUUUGUCUCGGUAGCUGUGAGCUUUGGGGGGAUGAGGAGUGUUAAAGUGAUUGAAAUUAAGAGGGAUUGA